AUGAACGCUCUCGACAUGGUGCCCAGCUUUCGGAUCUUUAGUGGCCGAUACAACGCCAGAUUCCUCAAAGGGCCCAACUCGACAGUAGACCCCUGGGGUCUCUAUUACCAGUCUACUGUUACUACUACACACUUCAAGGCAACCAAAGAGUGUGUACACCAUAUCACAUAUAAUCUCUUGAGUACUGAACCAGGCAACAUCCGUCGAUCACCCACCACCCCACUCACAUGCACAAUACCCCCCCAAAGAAAAUCAUCAACAAUCUCACCACUACACAUCAUCAUCACCAUACAACACCCAAUCCCACCCCUUCAAAGAUGA
Molecule: messenger RNA, 321 nt
Organism: Aspergillus luchuensis
Lineage: Eukaryota; Fungi; Ascomycota; Eurotiomycetes; Eurotiales; Aspergillaceae
Exons: 1
Coding region: 1-321 (106 amino acids)
Source: RefSeq, a predicted model, not a curated record